Trypanosoma grayi is the source of this 393-nucleotide messenger RNA. RefSeq names its product putative DNA-directed RNA polymerase subunit. NCBI's taxonomy places the organism in Eukaryota, Euglenozoa, Kinetoplastea, Trypanosomatida, Trypanosomatidae. Gene Ontology annotation, molecular function: DNA binding; DNA-directed RNA polymerase activity. Bases 1 to 393 code for a protein of 130 amino acids. The record is from RefSeq and is a predicted model, not a curated record. Gene Ontology annotation, biological process: DNA-templated transcription. Gene Ontology annotation, cellular component: RNA polymerase II, core complex; RNA polymerase III complex; RNA polymerase I complex. The transcript has a single exon.
AUGAUCCAUUCGGAAAUCGUUGGGAACGAGGAGGUGGCGUCGACUGCCGACUGCCCUCGAGUCACUCCCGUGCAGGAGAGAAGGAGCGGCGCCUACUUGACGAAGUAUGAGAUAGCGCGCAUUCUUGGGGAAAGGGCACGACAAAUUGUGAAUGGCACCUCCAUGCUUCUGCACAGCAGAAGUAAUGCGACUGAGCGAAGCGCUCUAGAGUUGGCGGAGCGCUGUGCCGACCCUUACUCCCUCUCGGUGGACCCUGUCUUCAUUGCAAAGGUUGAUUUGCUGCAGGGGAGAAUACCAAUGAUUGUUCGCCGGACGUGGCCCGAUGGAUGGACGGAGAAUAUCCCUGUUUCUGAGUUGCUGGUUGAUAAGGCCAUGCUUAACAUGCAGAAUUAA